AUGAGUGCUGUAUCUGAGAAUGCCCCAUCCAACGGUACCCUACGCGCGCCGAAAUGCGCCCGCUGCCGGAAUCAUGGAGUGGUGUCUUCGCUGAAAGGUCACAAACACUAUUGUAAAUGGAGGGACUGUGUCUGCCCCAAGUGCUUGUUAAUAGCAGAGAGACAGAGAAUUACCGCUGCAAGGGUGGCCCUUCUGCGCCAUCAAACCAGAAUGGAACCGUUCGAGUCUAAAGGCAGUGGACCAUGCGUUGAAUUUACGCACAGAGGCGUGGAUCACGAAGUAACAUUACCUUCCUUCACGCCUAGAGUGAACUCGGUCUUCUCCUCGAGUCCUCUAUCGGAAUUGACACGACCAGCUUCUUGCCCCGUAACUGAAGAGAAGAACUCGCAACAGCCAGUGCUCAUUAAAGAAGAAAAAAAUGAUCCGGAGUAUUCCAGCAAUGACACUCUUCCCGCAGACGACCGAGGUGAUGAACCACCUCCUAAAAGAUUAGCUAGGAGUGUCUCCCCGCAACUAACAAACGAUAAUGUUUCUCGCUCCCCGUCACCUCGUUUUCACGUGCACGAAAGCUGUCGACCACAGGCAGAUCACAUGAUCAAGGAGAACGAAAGCUCUUUGUUCCAGUUGCCAUGGAGCUCGACUUUCCGUGACCAAGAUGACUUCGACUACACUGUUAAACUUCUACAAAAGAGUCUUGGUGAAUCUGCCUUCAAAAGACGGAAGCCUCCACGACCUGUCGAAGUUCUCAGCAAAAUAUUUCCUUCACACAAAGAAAACGUGUUGGAACUUGUUCUGAAAGGUUGCAGUGGUGAUUUGGUACAAGCGAUCGAAUGUAUUUUCGCUGGCAAGAGUCACCCUAUCGAAUUUCCAGAGCCAGCCCCGUCCUGUCUUUCCACUGCCCCUUUACCUUCUAGUUUUCCCAGCAUUCCGUUCAAGGGAGUUAAACCAACUCUACUUCCAGGUGUUCCUCUGACUUUACCUCUUGCCUCAUUCAACGGUGCUACCAAGACUACGGCGCAUCCGCUGACCUCAAUUGGAGCGCAGGUUCAUGGUGGACUGAGGUUACCUCCCAUGAUACGGAACUGUUCGUUGCAAACUCAAAGAAACGAGCGUGAAGACAGAGAACUAAAUGGAUAUCAUGCGCAAAACGGCCUCCUUAGGCCAGCAUUUUUGCCGUCUUAUCGAGGCUCACCACCCCUGUCCAGAGAAAACAAUUUUUUAGAUAACGAAGUCUCGGUUUGUUUUCGUUGUGGCACAAAAUCUCGAUCUGGUGACCGAUUUUGUGGGAAAUGUGGGAAGGACCUUAAAUGUUGACAGGAUGUACCACUUGUUUGACCGACCGUGAGCCAUCAUCAUCAUGUGGGUCGAGUGAACCAGUAACCUUCCCAGGAAAAACUAAUAGGAAAGUGGUUUAACCAUUUUCGUUUUGUUUUCAUUUUCUUCCAGUUGUAUCAGUUUUGCAACAGGACGUCGUAACAACUAAACUUAAAAAAAGCUGUUCGUGGUCUUUCCCCAGAAGUUUUCAAGUAAGCCUCGACUUGCUGUAUUUGAUCUAAUUCCUUUUUUGUGUCCAAAUAUAUGGCGCUCAUCUUUUAUCGCUACGUCAGCAGAACUAGUGCCGAAAAUAAUUGCUUCGAAAGGGUAGUAGGGUCAAAAUAGUUACUUUUUCA
This is a messenger RNA of Stylophora pistillata, 1670 nucleotides long. Its product is annotated as doublesex and mab-3 related transcription factor 3, truncated. Gene Ontology annotation, biological process: regulation of transcription by RNA polymerase II; sex differentiation. Gene Ontology annotation, molecular function: RNA polymerase II cis-regulatory region sequence-specific DNA binding; DNA-binding transcription factor activity, RNA polymerase II-specific; protein binding. The record is from RefSeq and is a predicted model, not a curated record. Lineage: Eukaryota; Metazoa; Cnidaria; Anthozoa; Scleractinia; Pocilloporidae. Gene Ontology annotation, cellular component: nucleus.